AUGACGUCACGCCAACAAGGCACCACAACACGUGUUACCGGUGCAGCGAGAUCAACGAGAAAUGACACAAAAUUGUCGGCGCGUCAAGGGUCAAAGAGGUCAGAGAAGACUCGGAGUCAACAAAUGACGAGUGGAUAUCAACCAGGUGAGGACUCAAGAUAUCAGCAGACUCGGAUGAGUAAGAAAGGGUCCCAGGCUGCUAGCAGACGGACAGGACGAGAGACGAGUAGACAAACUGCGGGAACAACGAAGACUAACCACCUUGUGCAAAGUAGACUUUCAAACCAAAUUGUGUUCCGUCAUACACCUAGCCAGGCAGACGAGUCUGAGGCGAAGAGCUAUGGGUCACAAUACGAUGAUGAUGAAUACGAGGAAGGAGAGGAAGACGACGAAAGGGAAUACGGAACCGAAGAAGAGGAGAAGGAAGACAGCGACGAAGACGAAAAAAGUGCUUAUAUUGAGGAUUUUUACCCAGAGUAUGAUCCGGCGACUAGGCCAGGGGCGAAAAAGGUUUCCGGCCCUCGGGUUGAACUUAUGGACGGCCCUGAACCGUGUCAUUGUUUUCCAAAGAAAAGCAAUAAAAACAUUCCUUCUAUGGUGUAUGAAAAAAUCGAGUGCAAACAUAACGGAGUUCAAGGUGAGGCGCAUGCCGGUGUGUACAAAUUUGACUUUAACUGGAACGAAUUUAUGGAGGAACCUAAACGCAGAAAACGGAGCCAAGCUCCUCCUAAAACUAACUUUGUAAAGGGAUAUCCAAAUCCGGAAUUUCUAGGAGGUGAGUAUGUAGAAGAAGAGGAAGAGGCAGAUGAAGAUGAUGACGACGACGAUGACGACGAUGAUAACACUCAACAAGAAGAAGAGGACGAGGAUGACGACGAUUACACAUAUCAUGGUGAUGAACAAUUCGAUGGACGAUGGGGAAGAGAAUCCGAUGAAGAUGAUGAUUAUGACGAUGAGGAGGAGGAAGAGGACGAAGAAGAGCUUGAACGGCAGAGAGCGUUGGAGGAAGCUAUGGCUAAACCAAGUGGUAUAAGAGCCAUUAUACCAUUGCCCCAAAUAGGAUACUCCCCGCCCCCUUCAAGGGAAAGAUCAACACCGAUGUCCCAACGUUCUGUCCCCUAUUCCCUGCCCCCUCUGCCUGAGAGCCCCUUCAUGUCGGCACAGGGUCGCCAGACCGCCUCGUCAUACGCAGGGUCCGAAAGUCGUUUGGAUAGUAGGAACUCGCGCAAGGACAGAUUCCGGAUAAAGAAAAAGAUCGACACAGUACGACGUUUCCAGGGCCGGAUGUACGACCCGGCUUCCAAAAAAGUCGUUUCCUAUGACAUCACGCCAGCCUUCAGAGCCAACAUUGGCUCAUGGCAUGCUCACAUCGAUAGUGGCUCCUCCAAAGCUUCCGGAAGUCGAUUGUCGCUCCAGUCCGGAAAUCGUCAAAGUACUCUACCGAGUCGCCGGAGUGUGAAAGCGGAAAGCCGUCAGACGAACAUCCUGGAGGAAGACGACGAGGAUGAAGACGAAUAUGACGAGGAUGAGGACGAUGAGGACGAUGAGGACGAUGAAGACGAUGAAGACGAUGAGGACGAUUAUAAACAAAAAUAUUAAGUGUUGAAGAUUUUCGGCAAUUCAAAUCGACAUGUCUUCAUUGUACAUGUAAAUUGGAGAUGACAUUUAAUGUGACAUCAUGUAAUAUUUAUACGGUUACUCAAAUGUGACGUCAACUAGCAGAGAUGUACAGUGACUCUAACGUGCCGUCAUUUACGAUAAAUAUAUUUACAUUUCCACUGCAACUUCCUCUUUUAUGACGUUAGGCUGCUCCAGGAAUCUCGUUUGCACUGACGACAUAAACGCAUCAAUAUCGAGAAUGUCUGUAUUUAGGUCAAUAGUAAGUAAAAGUUUAGAAUGUAAUUACAAGGAUUUAACGGCAUUUUUUGAUGUUCAUGCCGGUAUGAACGCUAAUCGGUUACAGACACCACAAACUUUGACAUGAUAGCUUUAACAUUUGGUACAUUGUGCGCAACCUUUUCAUGUUGACUCCUUUAUAAAUAAUAACAUAUGAAGGUACUCAUAGUCAUGGUCAUCAUGGCGACAUUUGCUGUUAUUGUGGAGGACAACGUAGUUCUAUAGCAGGGACUUACUGAAAUCGUACAGACUGUAAGUCAAUGACGUUAGAACCCCAGCUACAGUACUGAUGAGGAUCAUUCAAUUUAAACACAUAAACACGUCAGUCAUUUGUUUAAUAACCGAAUGAAAAUUUAAAUCUUACGUGUUAUAUUUAAUUGCAACACUUUCGAAUAAAACUUGA
Molecule: messenger RNA, 2299 nt
Organism: Mizuhopecten yessoensis (Yesso scallop)
Lineage: Eukaryota; Metazoa; Mollusca; Bivalvia; Pectinida; Pectinidae
Product: glutamic acid-rich protein-like
Exons: 2
Coding region: 1-1599 (532 amino acids)
Source: RefSeq, a predicted model, not a curated record